This is a messenger RNA of Salvelinus namaycush (lake trout), 2296 nucleotides long. Its product is annotated as aquaporin-9-like. The transcript is spliced from 6 exons. The record is from RefSeq and is a predicted model, not a curated record. Bases 118 to 1032 code for a protein of 304 amino acids. Gene Ontology annotation, molecular function: glycerol channel activity; water channel activity; urea transmembrane transporter activity. Gene Ontology annotation, biological process: glycerol transmembrane transport; water transport. NCBI's taxonomy places the organism in Eukaryota, Metazoa, Chordata, Actinopteri, Salmoniformes, Salmonidae. Gene Ontology annotation, cellular component: basolateral plasma membrane; plasma membrane.
CUGGUAGGGGUAGUGGACGUGGGAGUGUCUGGAGAUGGUGGGAAUCUAGCGAUGCUCUAGAGACACUGAGACUGUUGGACAACUGUCAGUUUUGACAGCGCGUUGGCACGGUGAUACAUGGAGAUGAAACACAGGAGAACUAUGAGGCAACGCUAUGCUCUAAAACAUGGGAUACUCAAGGAGUUCCUGGCUGAGUUUCUGGGGACUUUUAUCUUGGUUUUGUUUGGCGUUGGGUCUGUUGCUCAGACGGUCCUGAGUCGUAAUGCCAUGGGGGAGACUCUCACCAUCCAUAUAGGCUUCUCUGUAGGACUGAUGAUGGCAGUGUACGUGGCCGGAGGAGUGUCAGGAGCCCAUGUGAACCCUGCUGUCUCCUUGGCCAUGGUGAUCCUGGGAAAACUCAAGUUCUAUAAGUUCCCCGUCUAUGUCAUUGCUCAGUUCCUUGGUGCUUUCGCUGGAGCUGCUGCAGUCUUUGGGCUGUAUUAUGAUGCGUUCAUGGACUUCACCAAUGGGAUUUUAUCAGUGACUGGUAUUAACGCCACCGGUCACAUCUUUGCCUCUUACCCUGCCAGGUCCCUAACCAUCCUCGGAGGACUCAUAGACCAGGCAGCGGGAACAGGCAUGCUGGUGUUGUGUAUCCUGGCCAUCAACGAUGGGAAGAACAUCGGCGCCCCUAGGGGCAUGGAGCCACUGUGCAUCGGCCUGAUCAUCAUGGCUAUCGGGGUGUCCAUGGGGCUGAACUGUGGGUACCCCCUCAACCCUGCCAGGGACCUGGGGCCACGGCUCUUUACUGCUGUAGCAGGCUGGGGCUGGGAGGUGUUCAGCACGUCAGACUACUGGUGGUGGGUCCCGGUGGCGGGGCCGAUGAUAGGGGGCGUGGUCGGGGCCCUGGUCUACUUCCUGUUCAUCGAGAUGCAUCACAAACAGCCUGAGAAACCCCACGAGGAGGAAGAGGAGGAGGACGAAGAGGAGGAAGAGGAUCUGGAGGAGGACAGCAGUCUUAAGGACAAAUAUGAGAUGAUUACCAUGAGUUAAAGAGUCAGAGAGAUUCAUUCACUUGUCAAGGACUAUAAAAGAAAACGUCCGUCUGUCUGGUUCAGAUCAAUGUUACUGUAAAGUCAAUCAGGAGAGGAAUGUCAUGUUGGGAGACACACACACACACACGACAGGACAGGCUUGCUCUCUCAGUGUGCUAUGGUGAAAUCCUGUGGUAGAGGGAGUAGAAGAGUUAUAACCUGUUGUUACAUGUCAUAGCCUUUAGUAACCAGACCGGUAUGCUACGUAUGAGUGAACGAUCAGAGUACGGUUUAUAGCCUGUUGUUACAUGUCAUAGCCUUUAGUAACCAGACCAGUAUGCUACGUAUGAGUGAACGAUCAGAGUACGGUUUAUAGCCUGUUGUUACAUGUCAUAGCCUUUAGUAACCAGACCAGUAUGCUACGUAUGAGUGAACGAUCAGAGUACGGUUUAUAGCCUGUUGUUACAUGUCACAGCCUUUAGUAACCAGACCGGUAUGCUACGUAUGAGUGAACGAUCAGAGUACGGUUUAUAGCCUGUUGUUACAUGUCACAGCCUUUAGUAACCAGACUGGUGUGCUACUUACGAGCGACUGAUCACAGUACAAGGCCUUUUAGCCCGCUGCUGAUGGGCGCUCCAAUAGUCAGUCUACAUGGAGAAACCCUGUAGAACAGGUUAUUGCUACUGUUUAAAUAGGUAAAGAUACAGAAUGGUUAGUUCAUAAUGAUGUGCUUAUAUGUAGCAAUCCGCAACACUGGAAAAGUAAUAUUAUGUAUAUAUAAUAUUUCGCCCUUUACGAUUCCAUUUGGACUACACCUCUGUCAGUUUUAUGUAAAUGAGAUUCCAUUUGGACUACACCUCUGCUAGUUUUAUGUAAAUGAGAUUCCAUUUGGACUACACAUCUGUCAGGUUUAUGUAAAUGAUGUUCAUGCAGACAAUUAACCCAGACCCAUUUGAUGACGUUUUUGUUGUUGUAGCAAUGUCUGCGUUGUAAUUUCAGAAGGUAUAGCUUUAAUGUAGGCUUUUAUUGCAAUUUUUGACCAUACACUUCAUACUCUGUGCACUGAAAGAGACCACGUGCGUAUCUAAGGAAACCAUGAGAAAUAACAAAUAUAACAACAACUACUGUUACAAUUCAUGAAUUCAUGUAUGACAGUUAAAAGUUUUGUUGCCAUUGUAUAAUAUUCAAUUAUUAUGUUUGUUUAUUGUUGUGCUUUUUCUGUUUUUGAUUUUGUAUUGUUGUCAUGGAAAUAGUAUCCAAACUAUUUCAAUGUGACAAAUGUA